Messenger RNA from Owenia fusiformis, 974 nucleotides. NCBI's taxonomy places the organism in Eukaryota, Metazoa, Annelida, Polychaeta, Sabellida, Oweniidae. The record is from the annotation of a GenBank genome assembly.
AUGGCGAACAAGUAAACAAAAUCUGGACAAAAUUAUACUAACUUUAAAUGGCAAAAUCUGUAGAAAGUCUGUGUGAAUAAGUUACCAACUUUAGCAUGUCGGUUCAUAAAUAUCUAAAGAAAUAAUAGUAUUAGUUUGAAGUAUAUCCUGCGUUUCACUAUGGAUAAAUUUAUACUUGUUUCGUCAGGAUUAUUCUUCAUGGCUGACGUAUUUGCUAUCACAAGUCUUUUACUUCCUGACUGGAUCCAUACAGGGGAAGCAGGUCACAUGAGACUUGGUCUAACUCGGUAUUGUGCAAUAAUUGGUAAACGUCCUGAGAUAUGCAUCAGUGGGCAAGUGACACCAGUUUGGACAAUUACAUUUGUGAUUAUAAUAGCAGCAAUCCUUUGCCUAACCUCAACUUGCUUCCUCACCCUUGUAGCUGCUUGGGAGAGACAUGUCAUUAAAUAUGCAAGAUUUAUGGCUUUUGGAGCAGUUGUGUUACUCUGCCUGGCAGCCUUAGUGUUUCCAAUUGGGUUCUCCACAGAUGAGAUAGGAGGGCGGCCUUAUCAUCUCCCUACACCUGUACAACCAGGGUCAAAUAAAAAGACGCCCUUGCUGGGUGUCAUGGAAGGUGUUGAUGUCAUGAACAGUGCUGAUGUCAUGGACAGUGCUGAUGUCAUAGACAGUGAUGAUGUCAUGGACAGUGCUGAUGUCAUGUACUGUAAGCUCCACCUUCAUAAAAGUGCAGUACAAGGCCAUACAUGUGACAAUGUGUCACAGAAAUAAAAGCUGAUAAAAUACUGAGCAAGAAAUAAUCUUUUGGGAUAGGGUUAUGGCUAAAGCAGUCACACAUAUUGGUAUUUUACUUACCAGUACAGUAACUAUAUUUGAAGAUCACAAAUAUAAUUUGCCAUUUACCCUCCUGCUACCAAGUACUGUAUAAGUGGUAAUUUUGUCUAUUCAUUUAAUUUGCCUAUUGCCUGAUUUUUGCC